AUAUAUGUUUAUGACCAGCGCGCUCGUAAAACGCGGAAACAAGUAAUUCUUUUGGAAUCAAUAUUCCUAUGUGUACAUUAUGUGAUUACAUCAAGAAUUUUUAGCGGUGUCCAGCAGUUUUUCGUAUCGAUAAUUUCGUGUUCUUGAGAAUUACGAAACAUCGGUUAUUCUCAACUCACGAGAAAAAUCCUAGAAAGGAAGAAUUUCGAUCGUAUUAUAUUUUAGCGAAUUUGAUGCUCGUUACACGAAAUAGAAUUACAAGAUCGCGUCUGCCGCGAUAACGGCAAACGAGCGAGUAACGGGCGUUUAAAGCUGAACAAAUCUUCAAUCGCGAUAUUUCGUCACACGCGUUUUAUCUUUGUCUCGAACAGUCAUUGUACCUCUUUCCUUCGCAUUCCACGUUUCCGAGACGAAAAGCAAGAACGUUUUCCCAGAGUCAGAGUUUUUUUUUAUUUAUGGGAGUCCACAGAUGCCUGUGGUACCUUUGAUAUAUCGCGACUGGUGGGACGACUUCGAUCGACCGGUGUCCAGAUUGACGGACCAACACUUCGCCAGAGGACUAGACCGAGACGACCUGGUGUCAAGGUUCUACGACCUUAGCCUAGACAGGCCUUUGCGGUCCAUUCUUGGCAGCAGGUACUACCGUUCGUGGAGGAACGAUGUACGUCAGCACUCGAGCGGAUCUAGCACGGUUCAAUUCGACAACAAAGACAACUUCCAGGUUAGCGACUCGAUCCUUUCUACGAGCAAACUGUGCGAUAUUGAACCGAGGGUCGAGACACCUAGCGCAGCCGAACGAAUCAUCGAAAUUGUGAAGACUGGAAAACCCGCGCGCAAAUCGAUCAAAAUAGAGACUACUACCGAGCAAGACUAAACAUUAUUAAUUUCAAGAAAAUUUAUCGCCAAGUUUAUUUUUAUAUACGAAUUUUUAUGGAACCAUUUCUACAGUAUAACGUUGUUCAGUAUUCGGUAAAAUUUUGUAACAAUACAGUGCUGUAAACUUACAAAUUGACGA
This is a messenger RNA of Hylaeus volcanicus, 1015 nucleotides long. Its product is annotated as protein lethal(2)essential for life-like. NCBI's taxonomy places the organism in Eukaryota, Metazoa, Arthropoda, Insecta, Hymenoptera, Colletidae. The transcript is spliced from 2 exons. Bases 470 to 874 code for a protein of 134 amino acids. The record is from RefSeq and is a predicted model, not a curated record.